UAUCUCUCCAAAAACAUAAUGUAAAUUUAUUAUAAUGUAGAUAUAUGAAAAAAAUAUGCUUGCCCAUUACCUUCGACGCGUUUUUCUUUGUGAGGAGAUUUAAAGGAGAAUAGUUCCGGGAUCAAGUAAUUUUUUUAUUUGUGCUCGCGAACGGACACCUCGCGCAAAUAAUCGCCACGAGGACGACGACGUAGGUGGUUUGAACACUGAAGACAAGCGCAAUGAUGGUAACGCGAUUGCAUCAAGUGAUUAAUGCCGCAAUUCCAAACAAAAUCGCAAGACUCAUAUAAAUUGCGAUUCUAAAUAAGAUCUUACGAUGUUGUUUUUUAAAAUUACUACAUUAACAACCAAAUUCGAGAGAAAAUUUCGAUUCAUUUGCGAUUUCGAUGUAAAGGGACAUUGAAAGAAAGAGAGAAAGUGGUGUUAAUCCAGCCGCGUUUUGCGCCGGGUGGCGCGAAGACUGGAGUGCGGACAAAAAUUCGGCACAAUCGAGCAAACAAAGAUUGCCGGUUAAGUUAUUCCGGAUAUGUUCCCGCCGAUUGUACAACACCUUGUCGUGUUCACGAUGGGUGGGGAAGAGUCUCUAUACUUGUAAGGGAAGGCGCGAUAUAUAUAAAAGACUUCGAAAUAAAACGCAUCGCAGAGAUUUCGCAGCGAGAGAUCAACGCGUAGGUAACAUCUAAACUCCACGAAAGCAAAAUGAUGACCAAAAUCCUGGUUUUGAUCGGCGCCUUCGCGGCCAUCUGUUCCGCCGGGGUGGUCCCAGCGAUUCCGGCAGCAUUGCCUGCGGCUCUGACAGUUGGAACUUACGCCACAAGUUACAACGCGCACGCCAUCAAUCACGCCAUAGCCGCCCCGUAUGUGGCAGCCGCGCCAGCGGCAAUCGCAGUUGCACCUGCAGCUUAUGCAGCGGCACCGGCGGCACCACUGGCUUAUUCCGCUCUGGCGACACCAUUCUCCGCUCCGAUCAUUGCCGGAAAACGAUAAGCUAUUGCGUGUCUCUCGUUGAAAGCCAGAUAUCGAUCCUGACCUCAAAUUGUUAAUUAUACUACUAUAAAGUAGAUCAAUUGAUGAAAAAAAAUGCCGAUGUAAAAAAUGUCAAUUUUUUGAUAUGUAAUGCCGAGUUUUCUUACAUUGUAAAUAUAUCAAUUUUAAUAAACUAUCAUUGUUAAACGCACA
This is a messenger RNA of Pseudomyrmex gracilis, 1179 nucleotides long. RefSeq names its product RNA-binding protein 14-like. The record is from RefSeq and is a predicted model, not a curated record. The transcript is spliced from 2 exons. The coding region runs from base 700 to 987 and encodes 95 amino acids. NCBI's taxonomy places the organism in Eukaryota, Metazoa, Arthropoda, Insecta, Hymenoptera, Formicidae.